CCGCUGCUGCAGGAAAGGGAGGGGGCAAGGCAGGAACAGGGCAGGGGCAAAAGAAACACGCGAGAAAGGCGGCAAAGGCACGCACCACGCGUUUGGCGGACGACAAGUCCUGGCCGGCGAAGUGAGGGGUAUGUUUGGGGCUUUGGACAAGGUCAACGAACAGCGCGAGUGUCGAGCGUGCCGCAAGUUCAUUGGGUGGGCUGAUGGCAGCACGAAUGCCGGGAAGCGGCACAUGGAGCGUUGGCACAUGCCGCAUUAUCAGAUUUGGAAGCGGCUGUACAUGGUGGAAAACAGGGCGCCUGAUCUCGAGUUUCCCUGAGAUGGUUAUCCGGGUGUGCCUCACAGCGGGGAGGAGUGGCCGCGGGCCGCAUACUGGCCGGGGUACCCACCUGGAGAGGAGGCGCCACAGGGGGAGACGGUGGAGGGGGGGCAGCAGGACAUGCGCCAGUUCUACACUGCCCGAGUCUCUCCCGCCCGUCUGCAUGCAGCCCUUGUUGAGCUUUUUGCCGACGCUGACUUGGCGUACCGCCUAGUGGAUCGGCCAGCGAUUGUGUUGGGGGGAUGGGUUGGCGGGGAAGAUGUUGUUCACCACUGACAUCUGGACGAGUGUGGCCAGCCAGGCGUUCAUGGUGCUGACUGGCCACUGGAUCACCAGUGACUUCCAACUGCGGCAGGUGGUGAUGGAGUUCGAGCAGCUGCACGGCUCGCACACUGGGCUUCUGAUAGCAGAGACAUUUGAGCGGGUCUUGACCUAGUGGGGCCUCGUACCCCACCUGUUCGGCGUCACCACCGAUAAUGCUGAGAAUAAUGCCAAGGCCAUGUGGCUCCUCAUGGGCGAGGACCCCGGCCUUGGUCGCGACCCCAUCCUCAAGGAGGAUCGGCACUUCCGAUGCCUUGGCCACGUCGGGAACAUCUCAGUUCACGCGGCCACUGCCAUCCCCGAGGUCUCCGAGCCCCUGCGCAAGAUGCGGGACAUUGCAAGCUUCAUCGGCAUGUCCACCCAGCGCACCGAGAGGUUCGAGGAUGAGUAGCGGUGGGCGGGUGGUGAUGGGGUACUCUAUCUUGUGUCGGACACGCCGAGAAGGUGGAGCUUAACUUACGAGUUGGUGGUGCGCGCCAUCAAGCUGGAGCCGGCGCUUGCUCUCCAUUUCGCGCGCGCCGAGGUACGCAUGCCGCACUUAGCAUGACAGUGCUCGUAUUGUGUGCUAACAGUCUCUCCACCGUGUGCAUGGAAUGACCCUUCCACUAUUGGCCUACUCCAAUGCCCGUUUUAUACAUAACCAACCACGCCUUUCCAACACAUUUCCGCUCUUCCCGCCCCGGGCCGGUGCCAGGGCUAGCGUGCGCGAGAAAGUCCAGAGCCUUCAGCCCACCGAUGCUGAUUGGGAGAUUCUGACAGAGUUACGUGAUUUCCUCCACCCAUUCGCUCGCGUCACCACCGCGGCUGGAUCCCCACCGCCUUGCCAGCUUGAA
Closterium sp. NIES-67 is the source of this 1473-nucleotide messenger RNA. NCBI's taxonomy places the organism in Eukaryota, Viridiplantae, Streptophyta, Zygnematophyceae, Desmidiales, Closteriaceae. The record is from the annotation of a GenBank genome assembly.